CCCCAUUCUGACAUUUGGUCUGCCACACGAUUGGCUGAUUAGAUAUUUGCAUGAACACAGAGCGUAUAUCAGAGGGUUCUAAAUUCCUUCCAGAAACCCUGAUGGAACCCUGACCCUUCUAUUGUUUUUUUCCAUGACUGCUGGCCAAUCAAAACAUGUGACUGCAACAUGACAUGAGAAAGAGGGUGAUGAUUGGCUCUUCAGCCCUUGGGGCAUUACCCCGCUGUCUGCCGUGAAUACUGCUUUAGCAGUUUAGCAUCCGUAAACGUACCGCCAACCUCUUCACACCCCUCUCGAAUUACCCAUCCUCCGUCACACUGAGAGUUCCCCCAAAACAGACCUGCAUGUUUACUGUAAACGUGUUUUCCUUUUCUCUCCGCCCCUACCCCGGACACUCGCUCUUUCCAGUGCCUGCACCUGCAUGGUGGCUCUGGCCGUUUUCUCUGAACUGAGGUUCCUGGAGGUGAGCUUACCUGAGCCAGGAGGGCGGAGUUGGCCCUGCGGUUGGUGCGAUCUUGGCUGGAAGUGAGGGGCGGGGCUGCGCUGGGCGGUGUUGAUGUGAGCGGGCCAGCGCGUGGAAGUCCCGUCAGUUUCCCCCCUCUCCGCCAGGGCUGCAAGCGUCUCAGAACAGCAGCGAACCACACAUACCAGCGCCUGUGCCUUCACCGGCUAGCAGAGCGAGAGGGAGAAAGACUGAGAGCGAAAGGGAGAGAGUAAGGUAGGGAAAAGGGGGCAGAGGGAAAAAGAUAGGGAGAGAACAAGAGAGAGAAAGAACGUGUGAGACUCCCAAGCGAGAGCUGUUGCCUAGCCAGUGUAGGGGUCAAAGAGGAGUGAGGCUGUUGGAGCCCCGGAGGUGCGGAGGCGAUGGCGGUGCGUCCGCGGGGCAUGUCUGCGCGUUCGGGCUCGGUUCUGGAGGAGGAGCUGUCAUGCCCGGUGUGCUGUGAGAUAUUCAAGGACCCGGUGGUGCUCAAGUGCAGCCACAGCUUCUGCAAGGCCUGCCUGCAGCAGUUCUGGAGGAAGCGCACGUCCGCGCGCGAGUGCCCCGUGUGCCGGCGCCGCUGCUCCGCCACCGAGCCGCCCGUCAGCCUGGCGCUGAAGAACGUGGCCGAGACCUUCCUGCGCGAGAGCGACGGCGGCCGGGCGCAGCUCCACGCCGCCUGCCCCGCCCACGCCGAGCCGCUCAAGCUCUUCUGCCACCAGGACCAGGAAGUGCUCUGCUGCAUCUGCCACACGUCCAAGAAGCACAGCGGCCAUCGAGUCAGCCCGCUGGAGGAGGCCGCGCUCGACCUCAAGGAGGAACUGAAGAAAGACUUGAGUCCCCUGAAGAAGAACCUGAGGUUACUGUAUGAGGCCAAACAACACUGUGAGGACACUACUGUGCAUAUCAAGGGCCAGACCCAGCGGACGGAGCAGCUGCUGAAGGAGGAGUUUGAGCAGCUCCACGCCUUCCUGCGGGCGGAGGAGGCGUCCAGGCUGUCCCUGCUGCAGGAGGAGCAGGAGAGGAAGAGGCUGGUGGUGAAGAAGAGGACGGAGAACAUCACACGCGAGAUCCUGUCCCUGUCCCACGCCGUCAUCGCCAUCGACAACGAGAUCGCCACCAACGACGUCCUCUUCCUUCAGAACUACCAGAACACAAAGAAAAGAGCCCAGUGUCCUGUGCAGGACAUCGAUCAGCUUCCUGGGGUUCUGAUCGAUGUGGCCAAACACGUGAGCAAUCUGAAAUACAGAGUCUGGGAGAAGAUGCUGGGAACAGUUCAAUACACACCUGUGACCCUGGACCCCAACACGGCCUACGCCUGGCUCUCCCUGUCCGAGGACCUGACCAGCGUGACCAACAGCGGUGCGGUUCAGAAGGUGCCCAACAACCCCGAGCGCUUCGACCACUUCGUGUUCGUGCUGGGCUCGCAGGGCUUCGACGCGGGGCGGCACGCCUGGGAGGUGGACGUGGGGGGCAAGGAGGACUGGGUGCUGGGCGUGGUCAAGGAGUCGCUCAACAGGAAGGGGCGGAUCUCCGGCAGCCCCGAGGGAGGGUUCUGGACGAUUUCGCACUGCGACGGCGAGUACAUCGCCAUGACGACGCCGCGCACCCAGCUGGAGCUCGAGGGCCCCCUGGAGAGGGUUCAGGUGCAGCUCGACUACGGCGCGGGAGAGGUGACCUUCUCCAACCCCGUCGACAUGACGACCAUCUACACCUUCAGUGACCGGUUCACCGAGAGGAUGUUCCCCUUCUUCUGCCCAGGGGCAAAUAUCAAUGGCAACAACGCCGGGCCCCUCAAGAUCUGCCCCGUGAAAGUGGCUGUGUGGAACAGCGCCACUUGGUGAAGUAGCAAUGGCGUAUGUGACAUCACGCACAAUGCCCAUUUAACUGUUGUGUGAACAAUAGACUAGCUAUAGAAGAUUAAAUGUUCAGUGUACAAAACCAAUCAACAUUAUUAUGGAAUAAAAAACUGACAUCGAUGAAUAAGUCUUUA
Messenger RNA from Conger conger (European conger), 2471 nucleotides. RefSeq names its product tripartite motif containing 35-12 (gene trim35-12). Lineage: Eukaryota; Metazoa; Chordata; Actinopteri; Anguilliformes; Congridae. Gene Ontology annotation, molecular function: zinc ion binding; protein binding. The transcript has 6 exons. The record is from RefSeq and is a predicted model, not a curated record. The coding region runs from base 865 to 2322 and encodes 485 amino acids.